This is a messenger RNA of Caenorhabditis briggsae, 1575 nucleotides long. RefSeq names its product Protein CBR-NHR-85 (gene Cbr-nhr-85). Gene Ontology annotation, molecular function: nuclear receptor activity; RNA polymerase II cis-regulatory region sequence-specific DNA binding; zinc ion binding. NCBI's taxonomy places the organism in Eukaryota, Metazoa, Nematoda, Chromadorea, Rhabditida, Rhabditidae. Gene Ontology annotation, biological process: cell differentiation; negative regulation of transcription by RNA polymerase II; hormone-mediated signaling pathway. The coding region runs from base 1 to 1575 and encodes 524 amino acids. The transcript is spliced from 7 exons. The record is from RefSeq and is a predicted model, not a curated record.
AUGGAUCUUUCAUCCACUGGCAGUCUACCCUGCCACCUUCCCCUCUCCCUUCUAACAAAUCUCCAAAAUUCUCCAACGGCUUCAUCCUCCUCCUUCGCCUCACCACCUGCCACGUCAUCAGCAGCACCGGCUCUUCUGAUUCAUUCACCGUCGUCUGCAUUCCGUCCAGUGAUUCCACGUCAUCUACAACCAUCGCCAUCCGUCGACACCUUCUACAUGUCAGCCAUUCAGUCGUUGGUCGUGCAAACGGCGCCCGAGGAUCAGUUCAGUGAGAUAGGACCAUCGGAAGGCAGCACAUCAUCACUGGUAAAAGAUGAGAACGCUUCUACAUCAGCGGGAACGAUUCUGUGUCAAGUUUGUUCGGACAAGGCCAGCGGUUUUCAUUACGGUGUUUUCGCUUGUGAAGGAUGCAAGGGCUUCUUCCGUCGAUCCAUUCAACAAAAGCUCACCUAUCGAGCGUGUACACGUGUCGAGGAUUGCCUGAUCCUGAGAAAUAACAGAAAUCGAUGCCAAUGUUGUCGACUGAAAAAGUGCCUGGCCGUUGGAAUGUCCCGAGAUGCUGUUCGAUUCGGUCGAGUGCCAAAACGUGAAAAAGCGAGAAUGUUUGAGGAGAUGCAAAAGACAAAUGUGCAAUCACAAAAAGAUCAAAUCGCAAUUCAAUAUGAGAAUUUAUCAGAAGUCAUGCACAAAAUGAAUCAGGCAUUUAUCACACUACAGACUACGCUCGAAAAAUGCACGGGACCAAUCUACAGUGAUCGGUGUCCAAUCACUUCAAAUUUUAUUGUGAUUCCCCUGAAGGCGGCAAUCGAUUUCGCCAAUCAGAUUCCAGCAUUUUUAUCGAUUUCCCAAGCAGACAGAGUUCACUUAUUGCAGAACAGCGUCUUCGAUGUGAUGCUUCUCGCUUCGGCCACCUCAAUCACGUCUCCAGGCUCCCCACAAUUCCCACCAGGCGGCUUAUCUUAUGAUCAGCAAUCCUCCACAUCGAAUUCUCUGAUUCCCCAAAUCAUUCAAUCGAUAUCCGAUCGAAUCCGGCAACUUCCACCCCAGGCGAUUCCAAUUCUGACUGCCAUUGCUGUCUGCCAAGCUGAUAUCAUGCCUGAUUGCCAACAACCAUCACUUCUAUCCAAUCAAUUGUGGGCGGUGCUUGGAAAAGUGGGCGGAGUCAACCCGUUGCUCAUCGGACCAUCACUGUUCAAAGACAUCCGAUCGUUGAGACAGUGGCACAAUGCUCGCCUUCGACAGGUCUCUCAAAUUCCGCAGCCUCACUUCCACCCGAAUCAGCUGCUUCUUGGCUUUCAACAACCACAACAACCCGUAUACUUGCCACCCGCAUUUCUGUCACCACCCGCUUCAACCAGCACACUGUCACAAUCGUCAAUCAAAUCCGAAUACAUCGAAAGACAUCAAUCGAUUGCAGCAAUGUUGGAGCGGCCGCGGCGUAUCAGCACUGGAGUACCAGAGCCUCUGAAUCUGACGCUUCCCCCUCCUCUCGGACGUCUUCCAGUGAAAGUUGAGGAACCGGAUGAGGAGCUGGCGGUGACGGAUUCUGAAUCGAAGCCGUCGGUCUUCGAAUAA